AUGGCCAUCGUCAAUAAUUACAACUUUCUAGUUGUUUUCUUCGUUACCUUUGGGUCGCUAACUUAUGGGUACAACUCCGCGAUCAUCGGCGCCGUGAUUGGGCUGCCUUCCUUUUUCGAGUACUUCAGUAUCGACAUCAAGUCUGACGAAGGGUCUCGAAUCACAGGAGCUACCAAUGGGUUGUUUGCUGGUGGAGGCCUUAUUGGGUGCUUCUUGAUCACGUAUCUGGCUGACAAGAUCGGACGAAAGAAAUCCAUCCAAGCUACAGCAGUUCUGUGCAUUGUUGCUGGUGCACUGCAAGCAGGAUCAGUGCAUAUAGCAAUGUUCCUCGUCGCUAGAUUCAUGAUGGGUGUGGGUGUCGGCAUGGUUAAUGUCAUCACCCCACUCUACCAAUCCGAAGUAUCUCCUGCAAAGUCAAGAGGUCGUUUGGUGGGCUCCCAUGGUUUCAUCCUCUGCGUCGGCUAUGGCCUGGCCGGUUGGACGGGCUAUGGGUGCUACUUCUUGAAGAGUCAAGUCGCACAAUGGCGUCUGUGCCUGGCUCUUCAAAUCGUGCCUCCUCUUUGCCUCUUGAUCGGCUCACCCUGGCUACCAGAAUCUCCUCGACAUCUUCUUGCCAAUGAUAGACAAGAAGAAGGAUUCGAAAUAUUGAAGCGACUUCAUCACACCCUGGAAGAUGUCGACUUCAUCACUGCAAGAGAAGAACUCUACCAGAUCCGUCAGCAGCUGGACCUUGAAAAGCGUGAGGGCUGGAGGCAAGGUUACAUACGCGGCUGGGUGUUGCUUUUCUCCAAGAAGUCCUACAGAAAGCGAUUACUGUUUGGGUUUUUAUUGCUAGGACUGGUUCAGUCGACAGGUUGUCUAGUUAUCAAUAAUUAUCAAGUGUUGCUCUACAAUGGCCUGAACCUGUAUGGAGCAAUGCCUCUCAUGUUGUAUGCAAUCUGGGACACAUGGGCCGCAUUCAUGAACUUCAUCAACGCAAUGCUGCUCGAUAAAGUGGGUCGCAUACCGAUCAUGGUUGUUGGACAGCUUGGCUGCUCGGUUUCUGUCGCAGGGUUUGCCGCUUGUCUUGCUCGUUAUGGCGGGACUGAUAAUAAGAUUGGCAACGGCUUCGGGGUCUUCUUUCUAUAUCUCUUCGUGACCUUCUUCGGAGGCAGCAUGGACGCAAGCUCAUACGUCUACGCCAGCGAGCUAUUCCCCACAUCGAUCAGGGCGCAGGGGGCAGGCUUCAGCGUGUCAGGGUUGUUCGCAUUCAGCCUGAUCUACACAAUGUGUGCUCCUGUCGCAUUCAACACAAUUGGGUGGAAGUAUUACCUCAUUUUCGUCAUCAUACCACUUUUCGGCGCGAUGGGAAUGUAUUUGUUCUAUCCUGAGACCAAGGGGUUGGCGCUGGAAGAAAUCGCAGCCAAGUUUGGCGAUGAAGUCGCUGUCGACCUGACGAAUCUCUCUGCUGAGGAAAGACUUCACCUAGACAAGACCCUGGUGAAUAGCGAGAUCAUGGAAUUCGAUCACAAGGUGUGA
Exophiala bonariae is the source of this 1518-nucleotide messenger RNA. RefSeq lists its product as uncharacterized. Bases 1 to 1518 code for a protein of 505 amino acids. Gene Ontology annotation, cellular component: membrane. The transcript has 6 exons. NCBI's taxonomy places the organism in Eukaryota, Fungi, Ascomycota, Eurotiomycetes, Chaetothyriales, Herpotrichiellaceae. The record is from RefSeq and is a predicted model, not a curated record. Gene Ontology annotation, biological process: carbohydrate transport; transmembrane transport. Gene Ontology annotation, molecular function: carbohydrate:proton symporter activity.